AUGAAGCUUGACUUUCUUGAUGAAGAUUUAAUGGUUGUAUCCCAACUUGAUGAGAAAGAGUAUUGUGAGAAAUCUUGGAAAGUGUACUUUGAUGGAGUUGCUAAUACCCUAGGGCAUAGAAUUGAGGCAAUUCUAAUAUCUCUUGAGAAACAUUAUUACCCUAUUAAAACGAGAUUGAACUUCAAUAACACUAAUAAUAUGGCUAAGUAUGAGUCAGGAGGCCCGGACUAUGACGUGCCAUUGGGAAGGCGCGAUGGACGGACUUUUGCCACUAGGAAUGUAACAUUGCAGAACUUGCCACCACCCUUCGCCAAUGCCAGUACCAUCCUUGCUAGUCUAGCUACCAAAAAUUUUGACCCGACGGAUGUUGUAGCUCUCUCCGGUGGCCACACCAUUGGCAUCAGCCAUUGCACCUCUUUCACCGGCCGGCUUUACCCUACUCAAGACCCCAGCAUGGACAAAACCUUUGCCAAUAACCUCAAGGGAAUUUGUCCUACUGCAAAUUCCACAAACACUACAGUAUUAGAUAUAAGGAGCCCUGACAAAUUCGAUAAUAAAUAUUAUGUUGAUCUCAUGAACCGCCAGGGUCUGUUCACCUCAGACCAAGACUUGUACACUGACAGCAGGACAAAGGGCAUUGUUACUAGCUUUGCUGUUAACGAGACUCUCUUCUUUGAGAAGUUUGUGCUGUCGAUGACAAAGAUGGGGCAAUUGAGUGUCUUGACUGGCAAGAAAGGGGAAAUUCGUGCCAAUUGCUCCGUGAGGAAUUCGGAUAACAAGUCGUACUUGGCCUCUGUGGUGGAAGAGGAGCUGGAGGAGGAACCUUGGUCUGAGUUUUAAGGACUUAAGUUAUUCAAGCCUGAAAAUGUUAUGUUUUUGUAUCGAAUCUUUUUCUUUAUGGUUUUUCUUGGCGUGCUUUCUAAAGGUGGUAUUAAGUACUGAUAACUCUGUUAAUAAGAAGUAUCUAACUUCGUUUCCAAGUUAAUAUCAGCUUUUCCUCGGUCUCUUUUAA
Messenger RNA from Durio zibethinus, 1012 nucleotides. The record is from RefSeq and is a predicted model, not a curated record. Lineage: Eukaryota; Viridiplantae; Streptophyta; Magnoliopsida; Malvales; Malvaceae.